AGAACAACCAGCUAUCACGAAUUCGAUCAAGAUCGAUCCAUCGAUCUGCACAACAAUGGCAUUGCCUGCUGAGUACAGCAGCGAGGAGCUAUUCAAGGCUCAGCUUCAGCUCUGGCACCAGGCCCUCUGCUUCUUCAAGCCUGUGGCGCUCUCGGUUGUGUUAGACCUCCGCAUCCCGGAUGCCAUCCAUCGCCUUGGUGGUGCCGCCACCCUUCCCCAGAUAAUGGCAGAGGCUGGGAUCAACCUCUGUAAGCUCCGCGACCUGCGCCGCAUCAUGCGCGUGCUCAUUCUCUCUGGCAUCUUCAGCGUCAAGCAGGUAGCAACAACGGUGGCGUCAGACGGAGAAGGUCCGAUCUACAAAUUAACGACGGCGUCCAGCCUCCUCGUCAGCGACGAGAGCUUGACCAGCCAGCAGCAGCUGCUGCGUCCUUUUCUGUACCCGCAGCUCAUGCUCACACCUUGCCGAGAAUGCCCCGUGAGCAGGGGCCUACACGCGUGGUUCCGGCAGGAUCAGCCGCAGCCGGCGGGUCUGUCCCCGUUCGCCCUGGCGUACAGCGGCCUGACGAUCUGGGAAAGAGCAGAACGCGACGCCACCACCACGUUUCCGUUCGACGACGCCAUGGCCUCCGACACAGCCUUUCUCAUGCCAAUCGUCCUCAAGGACUGUGGCGAGGUCUUCCAUGGGCUAACCUCGCUUGUCGAUGUUGCCGGCGGGCUCGGCGGGGCCGCUGCCACCAUAAAGGCGGCAUUCCCGGAUAUGAAGUGCACCGUGCUGGAUCGCCCAGAGGUUGUCGCCAAAGCUCCCACUGACAACGGCGUGCAGUACGUUGUUGGUGAUAUUUUUCAAAGUAUUCCACCGGCGAACGCUGUGUUCCUCAAGUGGAUUCUUCACGACUGGAAUGAUGAUGAGUGUGUCAAGAUAUUGAAGAACUGCAAAAAAGCAAUACCUCCACGAGAUGCGGGAGGGAAGAUAAUAAUAAUAGAUAUGGUGGUUGGAUCUGAGCCGUCAGACAUCAAACACUUAGAGACACAGGUUUUGCAUGACAUCAUCAUGAUGAAUUUGAAUGGAAUCGAGCGAGAUGAGCAAGAGUGGAAGAAGAUUUUCUUCGAGGCUGGAUUCAAGGACUACAAAAUUAUACAACUUCUCGGUGUUCGUUCUAUUAUCGAGCUCUAUCCUUGAAAGCUCGGUAAAGCCAUCCAAAACAAUAAGAGCAUCGGAACAUGCAUCAGUUGUUGUCAACUGUUAUUUCCUAUAUAGAUAAAGUAAAAUAGAAUAAGUGGAUCUCCUAUAGAUAUGGAGGCAUCCGGUCAGACCUUCUUGGACCUAAGUCCUAUAUUAUAUUAUAGACAGAAUUUUGCAUACGUAUAGUGCUGCCUCAAAGUGUAAACUGGCGAAAGACAAAAUGAGUUUAUCUUUUGUUAUAUUGUACUUGAUAGUAAUAUUAUAAAUUUUGCAUGCUCA
Molecule: messenger RNA, 1462 nt
Organism: Sorghum bicolor (sorghum)
Lineage: Eukaryota; Viridiplantae; Streptophyta; Magnoliopsida; Poales; Poaceae
Product: 5-pentadecatrienyl resorcinol O-methyltransferase-like
Exons: 2
Coding region: 56-1180 (374 amino acids)
Biological process (GO): methylation
Molecular function (GO): O-methyltransferase activity; S-adenosylmethionine-dependent methyltransferase activity
Source: RefSeq, a predicted model, not a curated record